Choloepus didactylus (southern two-toed sloth) is the source of this 3155-nucleotide messenger RNA. RefSeq names its product limb and CNS expressed 1 like (gene LIX1L). The record is from RefSeq and is a predicted model, not a curated record. Gene Ontology annotation, cellular component: cytoplasm. Gene Ontology annotation, biological process: autophagosome maturation. The coding region runs from base 261 to 1274 and encodes 337 amino acids. Lineage: Eukaryota; Metazoa; Chordata; Mammalia; Pilosa; Megalonychidae. The transcript is spliced from 6 exons.
GAUACUGCUUUUUCUCUUUGCAAUUGGUUGCGCAGAACCUCCGCCUUCCUCAAUAAUUUGCCUAUGGCGGAGCUCGAGCCCGCCAGCUCCCGCCCCCUCUCUGAUGAUUGGCAUAGGACCUGACUUGUCCCUGCUUCCGCUUGACUGACUGCUGGGCCCGGCACCGCCCUCAGUUCCCGGGCGCUAGCUAGCGGGGGUGGCUGGGACCGUUAGAUCGCCAGGCUGGCAGACUCCGGGCCGCUACUCCAUCGGUGGCCGGGAUGGAGACGAUGCGAGCCCAACGCCUGCAGCCUGGAGUGGGCGCGGGAGGGAGGGGCACUCUGCGAGCUCUGCGGCCUGGAGUGACGGGGGCCGCGGCUGCCGCCGCCACACCCCCAGCAGGCCCCCCACCGGCCCCACCGCCCCCCGCCCCGCCCCCUCCGCCGCUGCUUCUGUCGGGGGCCUCCGGGCUGCCCCUGCCCCCCGGCGCCGCCGGCAGCCCGGUGGUGCUGCGGGAGGCUGUAGAGGCCGUGGUGAGGAGCUUCGCCAAGCACACUCAGGGCUAUGGCCGAGUGAAUGUGGUGGAGGCACUUCAGGAAUUCUGGCAGAUGAAGCAAUCCCGUGGAGCUGACUUGAAGAAUGGGGCUUUAGUGGUUUAUGAAAUGGUGCCCUCCAACAGCCCUCCCUAUGUCUGCUAUGUCACCCUGCCUGGGGGAAGUUGCUUUGGGAGUUUCCAGUUUUGCCCCACAAAAGCUGAGGCCCGGCGGAGUGCUGCAAAGAUUGCACUAAUGAACUCAGUAUUUAAUGAACAUCCUUCCCGGAGAAUCACUGAUGAGUUCAUUGAGAAGAGUGUCUCUGAGGCCCUGGCAUCUUUCAAUGGCAACAGAGAGGAGGCUGACAACCCAAAUACAGGGAUUGGUGCCUUCCGAUUCAUGUUGGAAUCCAACAAGGGCAAGUCAAUGUUGGAGUUCCAGGAAUUAAUGACAGUUUUCCAACUGUUACACUGGAAUGGCAGUCUUAAGGCCAUGAGGGAAAGACAGUGCUCUCGGCAGGAGGUGUUGGCUCAUUAUUCACACCGAGCCCUGGAUGAUGAUAUUCGCCACCAAAUGGCAUUGGACUGGGUGAGCCGGGAGCAGACUGUGCCGGGGGCACUGUCUAGAGAGCUGGCCUCCACUGAGCGGGAGCUGGAUGAAGCCCGGCUGGCAGGCAAAGAGCUGCGCUUCCACAAGGAGAAGAAAGAUAUUCUCAUGCUGGCUGCUGGGCAGUUGGGCAGUAUGCAUUCUUCCAACUGCUAGGCAUCCACCCACAUAUUCCCCAUCCUCUCCAGACCAUUUCUUGUACGUCUCCUUUUUAACAUUUAGGAUGAUUUCUGUAAAUAAUUUCUCAAUUUUAUACUUGUGUGUGUGUGUGUGUAAAUUCUACUCUUGGAUUCCUAUUUGCUAAGAAAUCUCUUUUUUUUUUUUACUUUCAAUUGUUGGAUGUAAUUUCAUUUGAAACAUCCCCACUCCACUUUAUAAGAAGAGAAGGCAAUCUUUGGAGCUUUGCUAGCUUUCACACCACAGAUUAAUUCUGUAUGGUCACUUCAAUAGCACAAAAUGAUUAAGUGUUCAUGUCUCCUCCUUCUUUUACAAGAAAAGUUAGCCUGAAUAAGGACCAUGUGCCCUACUCUCACUCUCCUUCUUGCUUUCUCUUGAACUCAAACAGGGUAUGAAGCCUUUGGCUUUGGUAUAUCUUGAGCUGGACCUGUUGGUACAAGAACCACACUACUUUCCUGACUCCAAAUGCUAUUCUGUUUUAUUUCAAGGCUUCCUUACCUUUUUAUUUUGGAAGGAAGUGGAGAUCUGGUUUCUUAUUUUUAAAUCACUCCUGAUAAACUUCCCAGGAACAAGAGAGGAAUUAUAAGCACAAUUCACGGGGCUUUACCACUUAAGUUGCUUCUGAGGAAUAUUUGUACCAUAGUAGUACUCCAGAUUUCCAGAUGCUGUCCAUACUACAGAAGGGGAUCAGGGUUGAAGUUGCUUAUCUUGAAUAUUCCCUUUUCAUUCCUCUUCCUCUGCUCACCCAACUUAGUCAUAUAUUCAGACCUUCCUGCUUGGAGAGAUGGGUAGAAGGUAAAACAUCUCCCUCUUCAAACCCCUCCCAUUAUUUUGUUCUUUGGAAACAUUUGUCCUAUUUGGUGAAGGCCAUGUUCUCACUCCAAGUUGCUGCUGUUUACUACCUUAGAUGUGCGUACCUUAGAUUUUCAUUGUUUUCUCUUUUCUUUUCUAUUCCUCUACUUUAUUAAAGCAUGAUUUGAUCAAGAAAGUUAGAUGAGAUUUUGAUAUUACAGCAUUUCCUAACUGGAAUCUUGGGAGACUGCAGGAGGGGAAAGAAAAAUCAAUGAUCAACUAUUUGUGUUUUUAACAUUGUUCUCUUCCCCUACCUCUCUCCUGGAUGAAGUAGGAGAGAAAUGAUGUGAAGUACAGAUAAAGCAUUCUCCUUUUGGAGGUUUCUCUAUGAUUCAUUUUUCCUUGUUUCUGUGAUCUCUUUUAUAUUACGUUGCUUAAUGCACCUUCUUAACUGAGUUUAAGAAGUUUUAAUGCUCCUGUAAUUGGACUUUCCAUUUAACAAUUAUGCAGACUUUGCUUUUAAAAACAGGUGAGGAAACAGGUCACAGCUUGCUCUUUGGGAUCAGAUAGGGGCAAGAUGAAAGGCAACUUUCUUGCUUUUGAAAUCAUCUUGGUGACCAGUAAAUAUGAGAUCCAAAAUGAGGAAUCCAGCUAUGGUUGUGUUAAUGCUUGAAAAGGGCUUCCUUGCAUUCUCCAAGCACCAUCUCUAUAUUCCAUUAAACAUAUGUAAGGUUGGAAUAGAGGCUUGUACUUUGCAUUGAAUAAUAAGUGUGUCUGUUCUGUUUUUAUUAUUUAUAACCCAGAAAUCAUAAACCCUCCAGUUUCUCCUAUUCUCUUUUUUUCUGGGAAGAAGUGAUAAGGGGUAUGAAUUGUGGGAGGAACUUGUCCUGGGACCUCCUGGACUUACUUGUUUUCUUAAAUACCAACCAAUAAGAUCCUGAAGAGCUUGAGAAAAAUUGUUCCCUGAUCUGUCCACUUUUAUGUUAAAGAUUUUACUUAUCUUUUCAGUACUUUCUAUGUGUUUUAUAUGUAUAAUUUUAUACAAUUAAAAAGAUUUUUGAGUAGUGA